This is a messenger RNA of Rangifer tarandus platyrhynchus (Svalbard reindeer), 1959 nucleotides long. Lineage: Eukaryota; Metazoa; Chordata; Mammalia; Artiodactyla; Cervidae. The record is from the annotation of a GenBank genome assembly.
AUGGAUAACAUUGACAGGACUGAGACUGAGAAUGAGGAGACAGGAAGAUGGAAAAACUUUAAUUCAUGGAUGAAACGCAAAUUCAACUAUGAAUGCUAUAUGACUCUCCUUAAUGGCUGCUACAGCUGCAAGUGGGAAGCCCAACAGAAGAAAGCUAGGCGACCACUCUGCUGCUGCUCUUUGAGAGAGCAAUUAUUUUACCCUUGGCUGGUUGUGUCGUUUUGCUUAUCUACACUUUUACUUUUCACGUGGAUAGAAACUUCAAAUGAAUACAAUGGCUUUGACUGGGUUGUUUUCCUAGGUACAGGAAUCUGGUUCUUUUGGUCCAUUGUCUUGCUGAGUUUCCUUGGGAUCCUGGCUGCCUACACAGCAUUGCUACUGAUACUUGGAUUUUUGUUGUGUUGGGAAAAAAAUCAACUAUACCUGCACUGGUAUCAUAAGAUCCUGAUUCUGAUAGUGAUUCUGUUUUGCUCAUUUUUUCUCUGGAUUUUAUUAACUUACUGGAAAGACAGGUGGUUCACCAUCGGGCUGUCGCUGCAGGUUUUUGCUCCCUACAUACACCUGGGCAGCAUAUCUGUGAUGGUUUUGCUUUCGUGGCCUGUGGCCUUCUACUUGAUUCAUUUGGAAGGAGAAGCUAGAAUGAGAAGAUUCCAGAUUACAAAUAUUGAAAGAGAAAGAAACAAGAGGUGUAACAUGCGCACAAAAUUGAGAGCUUUACAAGUGGCUAUUGGGUUGCCCUUUGUUCUUAUACUUUUGUGUCUCUAUGUGGUGCCAUUGGGGAUUUAUUCUCCCUGCGUUCAAGAGAAGGAUAAAUUAGGACCCAAGCCAUACUUCUUCGGACAUAGAGGUGCGGCCAUGCUGGGGCCUGAGAAUACCAUGAUGUCCUUUGAGAAAGCUGUUGAAAAUGGGGCCCAUGGACUGGAGAGUGAUGUACAAAUAAGCUUGGAUAAGGUGGCUUUUCUCAUGCAUGAUUAUGACUUGAGAAGAACAACCAAUAUCUUGGACAUCAUGCCAAAUGCCUCCCACACACACAGUAGCUUUUUUUAUUGGGAUUUCCUGUCAACUCUGAAUGCAGGCAAAUGGUUUUCAGAUUCAUGGAUCAAACCAUUUUUUCGUAUGAAACCCUUAUCAGAGGCUGAUAAGGAAAGAGCAAGAAAUCAGAAGAUUCCAAAACUAUCUGAGUUAUUGGAACUUGCACGGAAGGAAAAAAAGUUGGUUAUAUUUGAUCUUAAUUCUCCUCCACGAUCACAUCCUGCCAGAUCAUCGUAUAUCCACCUUGUAGUAAGCGUGAUACUUGACUCUAAGAUUGAGCAACAUCAGAUUUUUUGGUUACCAGGUUCUGAUAGGAAGUAUGUCAGGAGCAAAGCUCCUGGUUUUCAGCACAUUGGCCGGUUAUUCACCAUUGAAGAACUUAGAAAAGAAAAUAUCACUAGAAUAAAUGUUGACUAUAAGAGGUUGUUCCACAAUGGCUUGAAAGAAUAUAAAUCAGCUAACAUCAGCAUCAACUUAUACCUCGUCAAUGAACCUUGGCUCUUCUCACUGGCCUGGUGCUCCAGGAUUCAAUCAGUGACCACAGACAAUCUUCAGGUCCUGAAGAAGAUAAAUCACCCUUACUACUUCAUGACACCAAAGUUCUAUCUGUUCAUGUGGAUUUUCAUGGAUAUUAUUUCUGCAGCUUUCAUUAUUGCCAUAUUACAUUUUUAUUGGAAGAGAGAGAGCCAGAGUGAAAAAAUCCUCCACGGUAUCACCAGUUACACAGAAACUCCAAGUGUAAGCCUCCAUGAUGAAGUUUUGGAAGUUGUGGAAAUCCCUGGACUUUUAACCAAGAGCAUAAGGAAAUAUCCAGACUCUGAAGUCAUUAUACCAGAGGUUGUCAAGGAAACCACUGCACCAACCAUGCAUCCCACAGAUGACGUUGGACAGCCAGUGCCCACUGGGCCAGCCUUUGAACCCAUCUAA